GCGCCCUCUGGGCACUGGUGUGAGACAGCUGGCCCCGGCAGUGGCAGAGUGGCUACAAGCAGCGGCCCGGCGAUCCCGAGCUAGCUGUGCUGCAGGUGCCAGGCCAGGGACCUGCAGCGACCACCACCCCUGAACAGAAGCAGCCUUUGCUGACUACCCUUCCUCGAUUUUUGAAGAUGGCAGGUGAAAUCACAGAGACUGGAGAACUCUAUUCUCCCUAUGUGGGCCUGGUGUACAUGUUCAACCUCAUUGUGGGCACAGGCGCACUCACCAUGCCCAAGGCCUUUGCCACCGCCGGCUGGCUCGUCAGUCUCAUCCUCCUGGUGUUCCUGGGCUUGAUGAGCUUCGUGACCACUACCUUUGUAGUGGAGGCCAUGGCCGCAGCCAAUGCACAGCUCCGCUGGAAGAGAAUGGAAACCCACAAGGAGGAGGAAGAUGACGACUCCUCCACAGCCUCAGACAGUGAUGUUCUCACUCAGGACAGCUAUGUGAAGGCAGAGAAGCAGCCCAUCCUGUCUGUGCAGAGACGUGUACCUCCCAACCUGUUUGAAAUCACAGACCGGGUGGAAAUGGGACAGAUGGCCUCCAUGUUCUUCAAUAAAGUGGGGGUCAACUUGUUCUAUUUCUGCAUCAUCAUUUACCUGUAUGGGGACCUGGCCAUCUAUGCUGCAGCUGUGCCCUUUUCCCUCAUGCAGGUGACCUGCAGUGCCUCUGGCAACGACUCCUGCAGCAUGGAGGCAGACACCAAGCACAACGACACUGACCGGUGCUGGGGUCCCCUGCGCCGAGUGGACGCCUACCGCAUCUACCUGGCUGCCUUCACUCUCCUCCUGGGACCGUUCACCUUCUUUGAUGUCCAGAAGACCAAGUACCUGCAGAUCCUGACCUCUUUGAUGAGAUGGAUCGCUUUCACCAUCAUGAUCGUCCUGGCCCUGGUCCGAAUCGGGAAGGGCCAAGGGGAGGGGCACCCGCCCCUGGCCGACUUCUCAGGGGUCCGGAACCUGUUUGGGGUGUGCGUGUACUCCUUCAUGUGCCAGCACUCCCUGCCGUCCCUCAUCACCCCUGUGUCCUCCAAGCGCCACCUCACACACCUGGUGUUCCUGGACUACGUGCUGAUCCUGGCCUUCUAUGGCCUCCUGUCCUUCACUGCCAUCUUCUGCUUCCGUGGUGACAGCCUCAUGGACAUGUACACACUCAACUUUGCUCGCUGUGAUGUCGUAGGCCUGGCUGCCAUCCGCUUCUUCCUGGGCCUCUUCCCUGUCUUCACCAUCAGCACCAACUUCCCCAUCAUUGCCGUGACUCUACGCAACAACUGGAAGACACUCUUCCACCGAGAGGGCGGCACGUACCCGUGGGUGGUGGACCGCGUGGUGUUCCCCACCAUCACCCUGGUGCCCCCUGUGCUGGUGGCCUUCUGCACCCAUGACCUGGAGUCCCUGGUGGGCAUCACAGGGGCCUAUGCGGGUACUGGCAUCCAGUACGUUAUCCCUGCCUUCCUGGUGUACCUCUGCCGCAAGGACACUCAGCUGGCCUUCGGCUACGGGACUGUCAACAAGCACAGGUCCCCAUUCCGCCACACAUUCUGGGUGGGCUUCGUGCUCCUCUGGGCCUUCUCCUGCUUCAUUUUCGUCACAGCCAACAUUGUCCUCAGCGAGACCAAGCUCUGAUGGCAGGACAUUCCUGGUGACAAGAGGGCUGGGGGCAAGAUUUAGUUGCCACCAGGCCUUCGUGGGCAGGCAAGGCAGGGGCUCCCAAGGGGACCUCCUCAGCUGGGGGUCUCUGCCAGGAUCUGCCUGAUCUGCACCUGGCGUUGCCCACUGGGGCAGCAUGUGGCUGCUCCCAGGUUCUAGAAGGUACCCCUCUGUUUUACACUCCACCCCUACCCCUGGAGGUGGGCUCCUCCCUCUGGGGUGGAAGAGGCAGUGCUGGCACUGCCACUAUUUAUACCAGACCCUGUGUCCCUCCUCCUCCCUCCUCAGCCCCUCCUUCGUCCUUGCCUGUCCACUAGCAACUGCUGCCACUUCAGGGGCCGAUCCCAGGCCAUAGCCACCCUAACUCAGCCUGCCCGUGACAGGCAAGGCCCACCUUCCUGCUACACCUGAGAGUUGCAAAGUGGCACUCCUAGGGGUAAGCCUGGCUAGCCCCAGUGACAAGAACAGAAAGUGUUAGUUGGCAUCAGGGUCCCCAGUCCAGAGCUGUGAGGACCCUCGCUGUGGGUGCCAGCUCUGGGCGGCAGGAAGAUGGAACAGGCCUUCCGCAGGGCACACAGCAGCCUGUAAGCUGGGUUUGAAGCUGGGGGAGGUCCGGCCUCCUGAGCAUCAGCCCAGCUCACCACGAUGCUCUGCUCCAACACUAAGGCGGCCCCCUUGGAGUCUGGCCGUGAGUGCUCGGCAGUCACUCCCUCUGUAUUCCUGGGUGCCAUAGGCUGGAUAGAGCACCUGCCACCAUUUCUGUGGCAGGAGGCCAGGUUCCCAGUCACCUCUUGCUCUCCAUCACACAUACUCCUGCUGGGCUGGCCACUUUGGAAACAGGUGACUCCAGUGAACUGCAUUUUCCAUGUGCCUUCUGCUUCAGGCCUGGGGGUCUUUCCUGACCCUGGCUUCCCCCGACACUGGGCCUGGUCGCAUCCAUCCUGGAGCCCAGAGCAUCUUGCCUCUGGAGGAUCUGGGGGCUCAAGUUCCUGCCCCUCCCUCUUGAUUUCAGUGCCUUGCCCAGCCCUGUGUGGGAGCCUUCCCCGCCUCCUCCCUUCUGUGUCUCACCAUCUUUAAAGCUUGGAUAGUGGGAUGAUGCCAGGUGUCCUGGGGCCCAGGGCAGGAGUUGCAGGGAAUGGGCUUCUGCAGGUAGCACCCCUCCACCUCUGACUUGGCACCCCUGUCUCUGAGAGUCCUAGGUCAUAACUGGCCUCAGUCUGCUUUCUCACCGCUGUUGCCUGCCUGCAGUUCUCACAGCUUUCCCCACAUGUCAUCAGCUUCCAUCCAUGUGAAAAGAAACACUCCUUCCCCAUCUGCCAUAGUGGCACCUUCCCAGGAGGCCUUGCCCCGGAUUGUACCAAGAGGCCAGCACCAUGGUGGGGAAGCCAGGAAUGACAAAGACCUGCUAGUCGCCGUGUGCUUGGGCUUUCCCUGAAGCUGCCCAGCUAUUUUCUGAGAACUCAGUUAAAACAUCUGUACUUACCCUUCUCCAAUUACAUUCCCUCUUGCUUAAGGACAAAGCAAAUUAAAUCAUCCUGCUGCCUCAGGCUCCAAACCAAAUUUUGGGCGCAAAUUUAUUGGCAUCAUAAAGCCCAGGUUGAUUUAUGUGACAAUCUGGAGCCACACACGGUAGAGUCUGGUAGCUGUGUUCCCCUCCACCUCCAAGCCAGGGCAGCCCUAGCCCUGGAGGCAGUUGGCCCAAGGUGACUGCAUGGCUGAUGCCAAGCUGGGGCCCUUCCCACUACCACUGUCUGGUUUCUUUGCUCCUCUAUCUCCACCUGCUGUCUGUUCUGCUAGAGGUCACCUUUUUCUACACCACCAGGCCUCUGCCGCUGACAGCCAGGCAGGCUGGAGGAAAUAGAAGACCCUAAUAGCUAGAUAUUAGGGUGAUGCUCACUAUGUACAUUAGACCUAGUCAGCUACAAGGUUUUCUGUCAACUCUGUGAGGUGGGCAAGUUAGGUCAUGAUUUCCAUUUCCAGAGGGGCCUGGGGAUCAGUGAUGGGGAGGAACCAGAGGAUGCCAGCCCAGCCUGGCCCCGGGUACAGGUGUCACUGUGGAAAAGACAUUAAACCCAGCAUCCUCCAGUGAUGUCAUCCACCUGGACCAGUCCCAAGGGCCGGCAAGGUCAAGGUGGGCGUAAUGUUCUUCAUUUCACUCCCUGCCAAAGCACCAAGCCCACCUGAGCACUGGAACCUGGUGCCAGCAGCCCUAGGUGUUCUUCACCCAAGGCUAGAGAGGUGGCAGAGGCCUGGAGUUAGGGCAGGUGGCAGGUGACAGGCUGGGAGGCACUGCUGAGUGUUGGAAGGUGUUCGUGGGCACAGGGCCAGGCCCGGGGCCACACAGCUGUGCUCCCCACACAGGUCAGGAGCAGCCUCAGCAACAGGCUGAUGUCAGAGCUGCUCUGCUGCCCAGGGGAAGUGACUGGCAGUGCCAGGCCUGGGAGAGUAGAAGGCUGAGACUUCAGCCUGCCCAGAAUCAGAGUCCCAAACAAGGCUCACUCCCAUCAAGGGCCACAGAAAAGCUGGCUCUUAGAGACCAGAUUCAGGCUGCAGGAGAGCCCUGCCGUCUCCCCCCUUGAGCCUGGGGCCUGCAGUGUCAACUGCACACUGAAGAAGUAGCCUGUAAGGAGGGCAUUCUGUGUGCCGGGCACAGCCUGCACAAGCCUCCAGGGUCUCUUCUUCCUUUGUGAAGUGGGGUAACAGCACCUAUAUGGCUGGCCAUCAUGGGAAUUAAAGGAGUGAGCUUAGUGCCUGGCAUAGAAGUGCUCAAUAAAGCUAUUUACUGAUGCUUA
Molecule: messenger RNA, 4483 nt
Organism: Heterocephalus glaber (naked mole-rat)
Lineage: Eukaryota; Metazoa; Chordata; Mammalia; Rodentia; Bathyergidae
Gene: Slc38a12
Product: solute carrier family 38 member 12
Source: RefSeq, a predicted model, not a curated record